Tuber melanosporum (Perigord truffle) is the source of this 1146-nucleotide messenger RNA. RefSeq lists its product as uncharacterized. The record is from RefSeq and is a predicted model, not a curated record. The transcript has 6 exons. The coding region runs from base 81 to 1061 and encodes 326 amino acids. NCBI's taxonomy places the organism in Eukaryota, Fungi, Ascomycota, Pezizomycetes, Pezizales, Tuberaceae.
GCGGAUACCAACUCUAGCACAACCCUUUAUUUCCCCUCCCGUUAUACUUCCAAACCAUUGCAAAUUGAAAGAUAUUGAAAAUGACGCAGAAGUGUGCCCACAAAGGCUGUGGAAAGACAUUCACGGAUCCGGAGGAAGAAUGCCACUACCACCCAGGAGCGCCCAUAUUCCAUGAAGGCCAGAAAGGCUGGCAGUGCUGCAAAACAAGAGUUCUCACCUUCGACGAGUUCCUCACAAUCCCGCCAUGUUCAGUCGGCAAGCACUCCGUCGACGCACCUAUCUUAGCACCCGUACAAACAUCCGGACCCGGAUCACAACAGCAAAAACACCCCGAAGUCGCGCCUCCACCGGAGAUUGGCUCGGACGGAACAGAAGUAUACGGCCAACCACAGCCAUUGCAGAGGAAGGCGCUCCCGAAAGUGGGUGCAGCAUCGGGCACUCCUCCGCCGGAGAAGAAGGAGAAACCGUUGGAGCAAGAUGAUCCCAGUGUACCGGCUCCGCCGGGAGCUAGGUGCAGGAGGCUCGGGUGUGAGGCUACGUACGACGGUGGGAGCAGGGAGGAUGAGGAUGAGAAGUGUGAGUUUCAUCCGGGGGUUCCGAUAUUUCACGAAGGAUCCAAAGGUUACUCCUGCUGCAAGCGCCGUGUCCUCGAGUUUGAUCAAUUCUUGAAAAUCCCAGGCUGUGCCACGGAUAGACAUCUAUUUGUUGGGGCGCCCAAACCUGGUGAUGAUGAGGAGUUAGUCUCGUGCCGAAACGACUUCUAUCAAACAUACACAGACGUCAUCGUUUCUAUUUUUGCGAAAAAGGUUGACAAGACCCGCGCGGAGGUUCACUUUUCAGAGAAACAGCUGGAUGUGGACUUGCCUAUGCCAGAUAACAAGAGGUAUAAGGUUAGCUUUCCGCUUUAUGGAGCCAUCGACCCGGCCGGUUGUGAAUAUAAAGUUCUUACGACGAAAAUUGAGCUCAAACUCAAAAAAGCGGACGGACUGUCCUGGCCUACGCUCCGCAGCGACGAGGUCUCGGGUGAGAUUAUUCAGAUUGGAAAGCCGGCCACUGCGUAGAGAGCGAAGUGGGGCAUUGAUCAUGCCGUGUCGCGAAAUAUCUCUAGAUAGAUAGAUAGAUGAGAAAUCGAUGCUACAGUUGGCU